Messenger RNA from Postia placenta MAD-698-R-SB12, 498 nucleotides. RefSeq lists its product as hypothetical. The coding region runs from base 88 to 306 and encodes 72 amino acids. The transcript has a single exon. Lineage: Eukaryota; Fungi; Basidiomycota; Agaricomycetes; Polyporales; Adustoporiaceae. The record is from RefSeq and is a predicted model, not a curated record.
UGCGCGUGGUUCGCUGGCUCGUACAGGCCCGUUUCCUCUCCAUAUAUACCCGCAACCUAGAAACCUUCACAUGAAGUAGUCGAGUACAUGAGCAUCAGUCGUGGUGUGCCGGGAAAGAACAAUACCGUCGCUCAGCUUCAUGCGAUCGCGGGCUACGUUCGGGGAGUCAGCGUGACGAUUCUCGACUCUAUUUACGAACGCGUUGCCCCCCCAACAAGCAGAGGAGGCAUGAUCACGCGCUCGACCCUACGUCCCGCGUGCAAUCCGCGUCGCUCGGGCUGUCCAGGACGAAGGUUACAGGAGUGAAGAGAAGAAGAAAAGAAUGAACAAGCUAUCUUCUGCCGACCUGCACGCCUCAUGCGCGUGUCUUAUCUUAUUGUCCUUGGUCUUCGCACGCUGUGCCGGCUCCUACGUGAGGUGCGAUGCGUCUUCGUCCGGUUGUAGAGUACGAGGUGAAGCGGUUGAGAUGGUGUGAGGAGGUCGGGGUAGUCUAGCGAU